CGGCUACUAGGGUUUUCCUCCAGAAAGUUGAUCUCUCUCUCUCUCUCUCUCUCUCUCUCUCUCUCUCUCGCUUAGUUGUGGAUUUUGGGUUCAGUGGUUUCGUUCUGUUGUUUGGGCCAGGAAUCAAGGAGUAGGUCAGAUAACGAGGGGGGAGGGAUAGGAUGUCGGGCUCUGAUGAUUGUACUGGAAGGGAAUUCCUUGGAGUACAUGAAAGUAGAAGCAGUUCCGCCGAUGACCAGAUGUCAGUUGAUAGUCAGAAUCCUGAUGUGGUUUUGGAUGGAGGACAGAAAACUUAUGAAGGCUCAACCUCAUCUCUAGACAAACUCUAUGACGACGAAAAUGAGUUUUGUUUUGAAAACUUGACUAGUUUUGAACGCGGCGGGGUCUCCGAUGAUGAUACUUGGAAUGAAUGGGAUGCUGCUGCUCUACUUGAGUCUAAGCGGAGAAAGGUUCAAGAAUCGGGAAAGAAUAUGUCGAUUAGCAAAAAAAGAAAGGAUAGGCCCAAUAGGGGUAUGUCUGCUGCCAAGGCUUUAAGAACUGGUUUAUGGUCUGCUGCAAUUGGAAACGAAAAGGUCAUUAGGAAAAAGGAAAAGAUAGCAGCGACCGUUGCAGGUUUUGCCAUACAAGCGAUGGAUUUUAUUAUUUGGGGCUACUUGAAGGAGCGACUCUCACCUGAUGACUAUGAAACCGUCUGGCGAAGUGUUUUUACCAGUGUUGCCAAGUUUGUCUUGAGCAUUUUUGAUGUGGAGGAUUUUAAGAGGGUAUAUAACAUGCACAAGAUCAAUGCAAAGCAUAAAACGUUAGUACUGAAGUUACGCAAUCUCAAGGCCGACAAUUGUUCUCUAGCAGCAGCCAUAGCAGAGAAGAAGCUGGCAGAAGAAGAUUUUUGUGGCCUAAGGGAGCAGGAUGUUGGUUUGGUAUUGCAGGGUUGUCAUUGGUUGCGUGAGUACGGCACGAGGGGUUCUGCUUGGACGUUUAAUAUUUGCCCUUUUCAGGUGGAUGACAUUAGUGAGGGUGAACUAAAGCUUGUAUUGGAGGAAAUGGAGAAGUUUGUGCCUUUGAAGGAAGAGCACAAAACGCAGUUAUCUCUGGAGUUCCUGCACAAGCGAAGUUAUCAUGUUCUUGACGCUUUGUUUGUAGAGACUUGGAAGGGUGUUGAGUUUAAGAAAGUGGUUCAAUAUUUAGCCCCAAGGAAGUAUAACCCUGAUGAUCUGUUUACGUGGGGUAUGGCAAAUUUUGUCUCUGCUAUGCAGGCUGGGUUGUUUUUCUUGGCCAGAGAGAAAAACUCUGCGUUUGCUCAUUUUCAGAAAGCAGUUACCUUUCCUUUAUCAUGCGACAUCGGUAAGUUUGGGGAGGAGGUUAUCAAAGUGGUUCUGAUUGCUGAUCAUGAAAGAAGAAUCCAAGGUCGUCGUUUCAUCAGUUUGAAACAUAUUAUGUUUGGCCUCUCACUGUCUCGAGUAGGUGAGGCUGUCCAGAAAAUCCUCAAUGACAGGGGGCUUAACAAGUUCACUGAAAAGUCUCCGAAAAUGCCCGUAUACUUCAUUUACAUGUUGUCAAGUGAAGCUGCAAGAUCUCUCGGAGAGGAUGUUGUGCAACUUGAGCAUUUGGCCUUGGCCAUCAUAUAUGUGAAACAGGAAAACGAUACGAGCUUGAAGAAUGCUGCGGAAAAGUGGGCAAUUCUCGCCCGUGAUCACUUGGAGAGUUUGGAAAAGGCCAACACCAGGUAUGGGAUGAAAAGUGUGAAGGUUGAUGUCAUAGUAAACAAUCUUCCUAAAGAAUGUUAUCGUGGAACCCGCGUGAAGUUUGAUUAUUCGGUGACGAAACUCAUCCAUGACUUUGGUGCUGGCUUGAGCUUUCCUGCAAUUCGUGCAUAGUACUAUCACUAACUAAAAUAAGUACUUAUUUUUUGAAUAAAAUGUGAUGUAUUGUGAAAGAAUGAUCUGUCUCGUAAAGCGGAAAAUAAAUACUUAAAAAAUAAGAACCUUAGCGGAACGGAGUCUUAACCGUGCUUUUGUUCUGUUUGGGAUGUGAGCAACUCUGUAUCAUCAUAUGUAAAACAUGAGAUUAAUUGCUGCAUGUAAUUACCUACUUGAGAAUUUUAUUUAUUACUCCACAUCCCAAUUUGUUAA
Rhododendron vialii is the source of this 2129-nucleotide messenger RNA. RefSeq lists its product as uncharacterized. The record is from RefSeq and is a predicted model, not a curated record. The transcript is spliced from 15 exons. Lineage: Eukaryota; Viridiplantae; Streptophyta; Magnoliopsida; Ericales; Ericaceae. The coding region runs from base 162 to 1874 and encodes 570 amino acids.